Messenger RNA from Plectropomus leopardus (leopard coralgrouper), 1891 nucleotides. RefSeq names its product nicotinamide nucleotide adenylyltransferase 1 (gene nmnat1). Gene Ontology annotation, biological process: NAD+ biosynthetic process. Gene Ontology annotation, molecular function: nicotinamide-nucleotide adenylyltransferase activity; nicotinate-nucleotide adenylyltransferase activity. Gene Ontology annotation, cellular component: nucleus. The record is from RefSeq and is a predicted model, not a curated record. Lineage: Eukaryota; Metazoa; Chordata; Actinopteri; Perciformes; Serranidae.
ACACGCUAACGUUUAAUUAGGUUAGCUAACUCACCGUAUACAUUAUACUUAGCGUGUGUCACUCCUGUCACAGAGAGAGUCACACUGAUAUACCGGACGCAAAGCUUCGCCUCAAAGAGUAAACACAGCCCCAUUAUGAGGCAUGGACGAUCAGAAUAUAACCAAAGUGGUCCUGCUGGCCUGCGGGUCCUUCAACCCCAUCACCAACAUGCACCUGAGGAUGUUUGAACUGGCUCGAGAUCAUCUGGAGGACACAGGUCAGUACAGGGUGGUGAAAGGCAUCAUCUCUCCGGUGGGUGAUGCCUACAAGAAGAAGGGUUUGAUUGAGGCCUGCCACCGCCUGGAAAUGGCCAGAUUGUCCACAGAGAGCUCAGACUGGAUCACAGUAGAUUCCUGGGAGAGCCUGCAGCCGGAGUGGGUGGAGACAGCUAAAGUCAUUCGGCAUCACUAUGACGAGCUGCUUGCAGCAGAGCAGAACAACGAUGAUGUGGACACGGUCAAGUACGCAAAGAAGAGACGUAUAGAGGAGAAUUAUUUUGAGGGUUCGUCUCAUCACAAAAGGAGAGAUGGCCCUCAGCUAAUGUUGCUGUGCGGGGCCGAUGUCCUGGAGUCCUUUGGUAUCCCCAACAUGUGGAAGCAGGAGGAUAUCGCUGAGAUUGUUGGCCACUACGGUUUGGUUUGCAUCACCCGCAGUGGCAAUGACCCCCACAAGUUCAUCCACCAAUCAGACACGCUGUGGAAGUAUCGUAAGAACAUCCACGUGGUCCACGAGUGGGUGACCAACGAGAUCUCGGCCACUCACGUGCGCCGGUCACUGCGUCGAGGUCGGAGCGUCAAGUACCUGCUGCCAGAAGCCGUGGUUUAUUAUAUACAAGAGCACGGCCUCUACAGCGCCGAGAGCGAGCAGAAAAAUGCAGAUGUGGUUCUAGCACCCCUUCAGAGAUAUACGGGUUCCUCCUCAAGCUGAAGAAGUUUACUGCUGCAAUAACAGAGAUGUAAGCUGUCUCUACACUGAAGUGCUGUGAGUUUACUGAGUAUCUAAAACAUAUCAUACACCGUUCAGUUUAUUUAAGCUUCCAACAGUGCCUGCCAUACAGAACAGCUCUUUUUAGUAAUGUGUGUGAGGUUUUUAGACUUUUCUAAGUGAAAUUAGUUAGUAACACUGAAACUAGCUUGUGUGUGUGGAAAUUACAGUAGUCAAAAAGAGCAACAAUAACUAAACUGCAGCUCAAUUAGCUGUGUGGUCAUCUAAAUGUCACAGCUACUGUGGAAAUAGAUUUGGCGGGGUUUUUUAACCAAGAAAUCAGCAUACAGUGUGUCUGGUAUUUCAUGAAAUACAAGUAGGAACAAAUUGAUUUUAAUUUUUUUAUUUGGUUUACCUCAAGAGGACAGUGUGCAGGAUUUAGGGGCAUCUCUUGGCAGAAAAUGAUUAUAAUAUUUAGAACUGUUUUCAUUAGGCUAUAGUCACCUGAAACUAAAAUUCUUUGUAUUUUUGUUACCUAAGAAUGAGCUGUUUAUAUCUAAAUAUGGACCGGGGCCUCUUCCAGAGUCCGCCAUGUUGAAAAAUCAAACAUUGGCUCUAUUAUAGGGCCAUUCUUGUUUUCACGUCCACCGCUGUCGUAAUCCCACACACUCGGCACACGGGAGAAGUUUCAGUUUCGCAGCCUCAUCACUACAGUAGAUGCCACUAAAUCCUACUGACUGGGCCUUUAAUAAUGCGUCAGUAAACUCAACUCUAGACUCAUCACAUUUUGUAUUUACAAUAGGAUUUGUUUAUGCACUCCUUCAGGCAAAGCAGAUAAACAUGCUUUCAACUUAGUGCCGCAGAUUUGAAAGUGGAGGUGUGAUUUGUAUCAACUGGAAAUAGAAUAAACAUCCUCUUUGUUUUCCA